UGCCCCGGAAACGGAAGAGAGUGGAGAGCGGAAGCGGCUGUUGUUGGACUUGACCUUGUUUUCCGGUUGAUCCGCCGGGUUUUUUUUCGUGCCCCCCUCUCCCAGCUCCCCCCUCCCUUGCGAGGAUGAUGGUCUUGUCCUCGCGCGGGCGGGGGCGGGGCCUCUGGCUGGCCUGGGUGCUCGCAAGUCUCCUUUCAGUAGCUGAAAUGGAAGAAACCACUGACUCGCCAUCUGAAAAGUUAAGUGAAACUGCUGUACCAUUCGCUGUGAAAAGCAGUUCUGUACCUGCAAACAGCGAUGGGCCUAAAGAAUCGGUACAGUACAGGACUGCAGAAAUAGCUGAUGCUAUGAUGGGUAGCAGCAUACCUGCAGCUGAGCCUGUAGUUCUGUCAGUUGUUCCAGGUGAGUCCAAGGAGAGACAGGUCUUGGAGCAUGACACCGGCACCUGUGAUGCAGCCGUUGAUGGUGAAUGCAGUACGCAGGGUAUUGUUUCAUUUUUAUCUCAACCUGGGUCUCCUAUACAAGAACAAGUAAUAGAUUCACCUGUAGUUCUGGAAGCAGUGCAUCCUUCAUCAGGAGAGGACUCUAAUAGCACAGAUGGUAUGAAAACCCCAAAAGUGAAUUGUGAGGAAAGAAACAUUACAGGGAUAACAAACUUCACAUUACAAAUCUUGAAUAUUUCACAAGAUUUAAUGGAGUUCUUAAAUCCAAAUGGCAGUGACUGUACCUUAGUCCUGUUUUAUACUCCUUGGUGCCGUUUCUCUGCCAAUCUGGCUCCUCAUUUUAAUUCUUUGCCCCGAGCAUUCCCAACUCUUCAUUUCUUGGCAUUGGAUGCCUCUCAGCACAGCAGUUUAUCAACCAGGUUUGGAACUGUAGCUGUUCCCAACAUCCUUCUUUUUCAAGGAGCUAAGCCAAUGGCAAGAUUUAACCAUACAGAUAGAACCCUGGAAACACUGAAAUCUUUCAUUUUUAAUCAGACAGGAAUAGAGCCCAAGUCUGAUGUGGUGGUAACUGAGGAAGAUCAGGACGGUCCCCUGCCUAGCACACUGACUAGAGGCAUAGACUGGCUUCUCUUAUUUUCUUUACUGUUCCUCAUCAGCUUUAUCAUGUAUGCCACUGUCCGGACAGAGAGCAUCCGGUGGUUAAUACCUGGUCAAGAUCAGGAACAUCAGGAAUGAUAUGUGAACUGAGAACUUUGUUUUCAGAACAAGCUAAACAACAUUAAAUUAAAUGGUGGAUCGA
Podarcis raffonei (Aeolian wall lizard) is the source of this 1242-nucleotide messenger RNA. It is a transcript of the gene TXNDC15, whose product is annotated as thioredoxin domain containing 15. Bases 126 to 1178 code for a protein of 350 amino acids. The transcript is spliced from 5 exons. Gene Ontology annotation, biological process: cilium assembly. The record is from RefSeq and is a predicted model, not a curated record. Gene Ontology annotation, cellular component: cilium. Lineage: Eukaryota; Metazoa; Chordata; Lepidosauria; Squamata; Lacertidae.